UGGUUCUGUAUCCCUGGGCCGGCGGAGAACUACGAUUUAUAUGUAAAAUUGACUUCUUUAACAAAUGCUUCUGCGCUUUAAUUGCACAAAAUGACGUCAAUUAUCAAGCUGCAUACUAUAUCCGGGGCUAUGGAUGAGUCCCCGCCAUGCUAUAUCCUACAGAUAGACGAUGUGCGAAUUUUACUCGACUGUGGAUGGGACGAAAAGUUUGACGCCAACUUCAUAAAGGAACUAAAGAGGCAGGUUCACACCCUGGAUGCUGUGCUGUUGUCUCAUCCAGAUGCAUAUCACCUGGGCGCUCUGCCUUAUUUGGUCGGAAAACUAGGUCUGAAUUGCCCCAUUUACGCCACCAUUCCCGUGUUUAAAAUGGGCCAAAUGUUCAUGUACGAUCUGUACAUGUCUCACUUCAACAUGGGCGACUUUGAUCUCUUCUCCCUGGAUGAUGUGGACACUGCCUUCGAAAAGAUCACUCAGUUGAAAUACAACCAAACUGUUUCACUGAAGGGCAAGGGUUAUGGCAUAUCCAUAACGCCUCUAAAUGCGGGACACAUGAUCGGCGGCACCAUCUGGAAGAUCGUCAAGGUUGGCGAGGAAGAUAUUGUUUAUGCCACCGACUUCAACCACAAGAAGGAACGCCACUUAAGUGGCUGCGAGCUGGACAGACUACAGAGACCUUCGCUCCUUAUUACCGAUGCGUACAAUGCGCAAUAUCAGCAAGCCAGAAGGCGGGCUCGCGAUGAAAAGCUUAUGACAAACAUCCUGCAGACGGUGCGCAACAAUGGCAAUGUUCUAAUAGCUGUAGACACGGCGGGACGCGUCCUGGAACUAGCCCACAUGCUCGACCAACUGUGGAAAAACAAGGAAUCAGGUCUAAUGGCCUACUCGCUUGCCCUUCUUAACAAUGUGAGCUAUAACGUAAUCGAGUUCGCCAAAUCUCAGAUCGAGUGGAUGAGCGACAAACUCACGAAAGCCUUCGAGGGAGCUCGCAACAAUCCCUUCCAAUUCAAGCACAUCCAACUCUGUCACUCGCUGGCGGACGUCUAUAAAUUACCCGCCGGCCCAAAAGUGGUACUGGCCAGUACCCCAGACUUGGAGAGCGGUUUCACGAGAGACCUCUUUGUGCAAUGGGCCAGCAAUGCCAAUAACAGCAUUAUCCUAACCACGCGCACUUCCCCAGGCACUUUAGCCAUGGAACUGGUUGAGAACUGUACGCCGGGUAAGCAAAUCGAGUUGGACGUCAGGCGAAGAGUUGAGCUAGAAGGCGCCGAACUAGAGGAAUACAUACGCACACAGGGCGAAAAGCUUAAUCCUCUCAUUGUGAAGCCCGAUGUGGAGGAAGAGAGCAGUUCAGAAUCCGAGGACGACAUCGAGAUGAGUGUCAUUACCGGCAAGCAUGAUAUUGUUGUCCGCCCAGAGGGUCGACAUCAUUCCGGUUUUUUCAAGUCUAACAAAAGACAUCAUGUGAUGUUCCCCUAUCACGAAGAAAAAGUCAAGUACGAUGAGUACGGAGAGAUCAUUAAUCUGGAUGACUACCGCAUCGCAGAUACGGGGGGAUACGAUUUCGUUCCAAUGGAAGAGCAAAACAAGGAGAAUGUAAAAAAGGAGGAACCAGGGCUGGGACCAGAUCAACAGGCUAACGGAGGCAUUGGCGACAACGAUGUUCAGCUGCUGGAAAAGCCCACAAAGCUAAUUAACCAACGCAAAACCAUCGAAGUGAAUGCUCAAAUCCAGAGGAUCGAUUUUGAAGGUCGCUCUGAUGGCGAGUCUAUGCUCAAGAUUCUUUCCCAAUUGCGACCAAGGCGGGUAAUCGUAAUUCACGGUACUGCAGAAGGUACCCAGGUGGUGGCCAAACACUGCGAGCAAAAUGUGGGGGCGCGCGUUUUUACCCCCCAUAAGGGUGAAAUCAUUGACGUCACCACUGAGAUCCACAUCUAUCAGGUACGCCUGACGGAAGGACUUGUCUCCCAGCUGCAGUUCCAAAAGGGCAAAGACGCGGAGGUGGCGUGGGUUGAUGGUCGCCUGGGCAUGCGCGUGAAGGCCAUCGAAGCUCCUAUGGACGUAACGGUGGAGCAAGACGCAGCCGUGCAGGAAGGCAAGACGUUAACACUGGAGACGCUGGCCGACGAUGAGAUACCUAUUCAUAACUCGGUCCUCAUUAACGAGCUUAAGCUCUCCGACUUUAAGCAGAUUCUCAUGCGCAACAACAUUAACUCGGAAUUCUCCGGCGGCGUGCUUUGGUGCAGCAAUGGAACUCUUGCAUUGAGGCGCGUCGAUGCCGGCAAAGUGGCAAUGGAGGGCUGUUUGUCCGAGGAGUACUACAAGAUCAGAGAGCUGCUCUACGAGCAAUAUGCUAUUGUUUAAUAAACUGUUCUUGCUUGUA
Molecule: messenger RNA, 2380 nt
Organism: Drosophila eugracilis
Lineage: Eukaryota; Metazoa; Arthropoda; Insecta; Diptera; Drosophilidae
Gene: CPSF2
Product: probable cleavage and polyadenylation specificity factor subunit 2
Exons: 2
Coding region: 91-2361 (756 amino acids)
Biological process (GO): mRNA 3'-end processing by stem-loop binding and cleavage
Cellular component (GO): mRNA cleavage and polyadenylation specificity factor complex
Molecular function (GO): RNA binding
Source: RefSeq, a predicted model, not a curated record